AUGUUCGCGGAACUUAGCCAGGCUGAUCGGGACUGGCAAGACCAGAACCGAGCAUCUCGCCGCAGGCUAGCCAAUCUUCGAGAAGAGACAUGGGGCUGGGUCGUCUAUCGUACCACGUACAAAUCUGAUGCAAUGUUCCAGAGGGCAAUCGACAUUAUUAGCUCUUGGAUUAAGUGGGCAGUUUACCGUGAUCUCUACAAUACGCCCGGUGUACCAAACCCGGAUCCUACAUCAAACAAUCAACUGUGGGCACGUCACAGUCUGACUAUUAUAGAGGAUUCGACAGUCCUUGAUGGGGUAUCGCUUGAUGUGGUGCGUUCGCAUUUCGAGUCGUGGGUGGAACAAAGAAAUAAACGGGAUCGAUGGAAUAAAUACCGUGUCUGCAUGGCGAUUGAUGAGGAGAUUCUCGAGCUCCUGGUACAUAAUGUUCUGCUCGCCGAUCCUCAGUCGAAGAUGUCUGGGGAGAACAAGGCUAAAGACAUGAAAGAGUGGCAUGUGAAGGUUGUUGAGGCAUUUCCAGAUUACGAGGAGGGCGCUGAGGGCUAUGAAGGAUGGAUGAAUUGCUCGGUUUAUGCGCUGGUCUAUCUUUGGGAUAUGAUGGAUGACGCAACGUAUAUGGGUCACUGGUACUGUCGAUUGGAGGAUGGAGUCUUUUGUGGAUGA
Messenger RNA from Aspergillus terreus NIH2624, 663 nucleotides. RefSeq lists its product as uncharacterized. The transcript has a single exon. The record is from RefSeq and is a predicted model, not a curated record. NCBI's taxonomy places the organism in Eukaryota, Fungi, Ascomycota, Eurotiomycetes, Eurotiales, Aspergillaceae. Bases 1 to 663 code for a protein of 220 amino acids.